GGUUCUGUAGAUGGUGUGCAGGUGCAACGCGGUAGCGGGCUGGCGAUGGCUGGGACAGCGUCUACGGGUUAUCUGCUAGACCCGGCACUCCACCUGUCACCUGGAGGGGGGGAUAAGAAUAAAUUGGGGGUUCGGGGAGGGGGAGGAGGGGGUCGUGACGAGCCCCCACGUGGCUCAUCAAGGCUUGCGGUGGGCUCGUGCACUCCAUCUGCUCCUCGCCCCAAGUGCUCCCCGUUGGUACUUUCGUGGAGACGUACGAGCUAUGGCCGAAGCUCUUGGGGGAGACCUAUCAGAGGGGAGGAAGUAGUAGACUCAUUUUUAUUCAGACGAGGAGGAGAGAGAGAAAGGGAAGCAGCUGAAGGAAGAGGAGGAGGAGGAGGAGGAGGAGGAGGUGGAGAUGGUUGUGGGUAUCGAGGAGGAAUAGCUGUUGCAGGAGAAAGAAGGGGGGGAGGGUGUGAUAGAAGCGGAGGACGGGGGAGAUGGGGAGGGGAAUAUGGGAGAGGAUUACGGCAGAGGUGGAGGGGAAAGAAGCAUGCGGGAGGGAUGGCGGGUAGUGAGAGAGGGGAGGUGGUUUCUUGGGAGAAGGAGGAGGGCGAGUCCGAGGAGAAUGGGGAGAUGAAGGAGGUGGAGGAGAUGGAGGAGAAGAGGGAGGAGGUGGUGGAGGCGGCGGAGGCGGAGGAGGAGACGGAGGAGAGAGAGAGGUCCUCGUCCGCCUUAUCGCCUACAAGACGGCUGAUUCUUCUCAGACAUGCUAAGAGUUCGUGGGAUGACCCUUCAAUCAAGGAUCACGAAAGGGCUCUAAGUUCCCGCGGGCGCGCAGCGGCCGCCAGCGUGGCAAUCAAGCUUGCCACGUGGCGGGAUCUCGGAUGGCUUCCUCAACUUAUCCUCUGCAGCGACUCUCGUCGAACGCGGGAAACCCUAGACGUGAUGAUGAAUACGGUGGAGGCUUUUCGGCAUGCAGCGGUGAAGUUUCUUGGAAGUUACUAUACCAUCGGUGCGAUGGAUGGGCAGUGUGCAGAGCACCUGGUCGAGACUGUAUCACAGAACGCGCGAGAUGAGGACACGUGUGUGAUGUGUAUGGGGCAUAACAGGGGAUGGGAGGAGGCGGCAUCGGAUUUCGUGGGAACGAAUGUAGAGUUGAAGACGGCAAAUGCCGCGCUCUUGAGCGUACAAGGGGGUGAAACUUGGCGGGAAACUUUCGAAUUGGCGGGAUUUGGUGGGUGGAAGUUGGAAGCUAUCGUAUUUCCUGAUCAACUCCGGCAUAAUCAUCACCCACCUCCUCCUCCUGCGCCUCCUCAACGUUCUCAUCAACACUAGUCAUUGUUUUACGACGAUGUAAAUUAGAAAAAUAAUAUAAUAUUAUUAAUAAAUAUAAUAUGAACAC
Chara braunii is the source of this 1384-nucleotide messenger RNA. NCBI's taxonomy places the organism in Eukaryota, Viridiplantae, Streptophyta, Charophyceae, Charales, Characeae. The record is from the annotation of a GenBank genome assembly.